AUGUCUUCAACUUCAGAAACCUCCGAGCUUGAGCUCACCCAGUUCCUCAAAUCAGUCCUGCCUCAAGAAAACAGAUCGUCACUGCGCGACUCAGUCAUUCCACAGCUCCUCAGCUCUAUUUCCGCUAUCGGUACCGAACUGAGAAGAUCAUAUGAUGUUUCCAUCGUGGGCACAGAAAAUGCCUUUGGCGAUGAACAGCUGAACGUUGACGUUGCGGCCGAGAACAUCAUCCGCGAAGGUAUCGCAAAGGUAUCCUCUAUUAAGACAGCGAGCAGUGAAGAGGAUCCCGUCGAAAAGCCUGCGCGCGAGGGAGAAACGACGCAGGCUGAUGCUGACGCUGAGCAAUACACUGUUGCGUUCGAUCCUCUCGACGGCAGCUCCAUCAUUGGACCCAACUGGUCUGUCGGCACUAUUAUCGGCGUAUGGGAUGGGAUCACUGCCGUUGAACAGCCCACCGAUAAGCAAAUCGCCUCAGUUCUUGGUGUUUUUGGCCCACGAACCCUCGCCGUCGUAGCCAUCCGCGUCCCCGGAUCGCGACCCCUGUGCUUCGAAGUCAGUCUCAACGACAGCGAGAAAUACAUCGUCGCCCGUCCCGAGCUCCGCCUCGCCGAACCCCCCUUCAAGACACGCUACUUCGCACCCGCCAACCUCCGCGCUGCCGCCGAGAGCGAGAAGUACAUGGCCCUCGUCACCAAGUUCAUCACCGAGAAGUACACCCUGCGAUACUCUGGCGGGCUUAUCCCCGAUGUUUACCACGCGCUUGUCAAGGGCCAUGGAGUUUACAUCUCGCCUGUGACGUCGGCGAGCAAGGCCAAGCUGCGAAAGCUUUACGAGUUGUUCCCUGUGGCGCUGGUAAUUGAGUGCGCGGGUGGUCAAGCUAUUGACCCUGCGACUGGAUCUAAGAUUUUCGAUAUUAGGUUGAAGGGAUGUGAUGAUAGGGCGGGAUUGGUUUGUGGAACUUCAGAGGAGGUAGAGGCAGUGAAAAAAGCAUUGUUGGAUUGA
This is a messenger RNA of Fusarium sp. VM40, 1002 nucleotides long. The record is from the annotation of a GenBank genome assembly. Lineage: Eukaryota; Fungi; Ascomycota; Sordariomycetes; Hypocreales; Nectriaceae.